Messenger RNA from Parasteatoda tepidariorum (common house spider), 1573 nucleotides. RefSeq names its product deoxyribose-phosphate aldolase (gene Dera). Gene Ontology annotation, molecular function: deoxyribose-phosphate aldolase activity. Gene Ontology annotation, biological process: carbohydrate catabolic process; deoxyribonucleotide catabolic process. Gene Ontology annotation, cellular component: cytoplasm. NCBI's taxonomy places the organism in Eukaryota, Metazoa, Arthropoda, Arachnida, Araneae, Theridiidae. The record is from RefSeq and is a predicted model, not a curated record.
ACGAUUUUAAUGCAUUGGUGAUUUUAAGCACUUAUUUUCGGGUAUCCUAAUCUGAAGAUGAAGAGAAGAGAACAGCUUGUUGUUUGUCAACAAAGCGAAAGAUAAUGAAAAGAUGGGGAAAUCGAUUGAACAUCCAAAUUUAGGGACUGAUUUUGAUGUUUGUAGAAAACUCUGGGGAUCUAAAAAUUAUGUGUCUAUUAACGUACCAGCACUGGAAAGUGGUAUCUCAAUUUUAGGUAAAAGAAAACUGGAUAAAAAUGGAGAGUUAGCUCAUUUGUUGAGGGCUGUCACAUGUCUCGAUUUAACAACACUCAAUGCUGAUGACACACCUAGCAAUGUUGAACGACUUUGUUACAAAGCAUUACAUCCAAUAAAACCUGAUUUGCUAUUGAACUUAGGAAUUGAGGCAAAAGAAUUUCAUACUGGGGCAGUAUGUGUUUACCCUGCAAGAAUAAAAGAUUGUGCAAAAACCUUUAAGUGCCUGAAUGCAGACAUUCCAAUUGCAUCGGUUGCUGCUGGAUUUCCAAGUGGGCAAUAUCACAUGGAAACUAGACUUUCCGAAAUCGAAUGUUGUGUUAGAGAUGGAGCUCGAGAAAUAGAUGUUGUUAUUAGUCGAGACUUGGUGUUACAAGGAGAUUGGGAAGAAUUGUAUGAACAGGUGAAACAAAUGAAAGAAGCUUGUGGUCCAGAGGCAUCCCUCAAAACAAUUAUUGCUGCAGGAGAAUUGGGUUCCUAUUCAAACAUUUAUAAAGCAAGUGUAGCUUGUAUGGCAGCUGGAGCUGAUUUUAUAAAAACUUCUACUGGUAAAGAAUCGGUGAAUGCCACUUUACCUAUUGGUUUCGUUAUGACCAGAGCCAUAAGAGAUUAUCUAUUUGAAACUGGAUAUGAGGUUGGCUUCAAGCCAGCUGGAGGAAUCCGUACUUCCAAAGAUGUACUUAUGUGGCAAUCAUUGAUGAAGAUGGAAUUAGGAAGAAAAUGGCUUUUUCCAGAUUUAUUUCGUAUUGGUGCCAGUAGUUUGUUAGGGGAUAUUGAACAAAGUCUAUAUCAAGCUGUAUAUGGUUGUUAUGCACCUAAGCAUAUAUUUCCUUUUUAAAUAAUAUAUUUUUAUUUAGUAUACCAAUCUUAAAGCCAUAUUCCUGCCAAAAAAUAUAUUUUUCUAUAAAUUUUAAGAUAAAUUAUAUUUAUGUUAAAAAAUAUUUCAAUAAAAAAUUGUUUAAAAUAAUAAUUACUGAGCCUACCUUUGCUUCUCACUUUUUAAUGUAUGAAUCUAUGCUGAGCACACUUUAAGGUGCAACUUAAUUAUUUUUGCACGUAUAAAUAACGUUUAAUUCUAAGUUGCAUAACCAAAAGAUACCACCCAUUUUUCAUGAUAUUUAGGAUGUUUAUGUUAUCACAGAAAAAGCUUUCUCCCAAUAAUCCAUUGUGAGCCAAUGGGGUCAUAGAGGUCAACACUCCCACAAUUUUGUAACCCCCAGUAUGAUGCUGACCUCAUUAAUGAGCACAGCAUUGUACACCGGCCAACUGUAAAUAAAUUUUUAGAUUUAAAAUAAAUUUUUUGAAUUCAUUCCAAAAA